This is a messenger RNA of Pochonia chlamydosporia 170, 1713 nucleotides long. Its product is annotated as Homeodomain-like protein. Bases 1 to 1713 code for a protein of 570 amino acids. Gene Ontology annotation, cellular component: RNA polymerase I upstream activating factor complex. Lineage: Eukaryota; Fungi; Ascomycota; Sordariomycetes; Hypocreales; Clavicipitaceae. Gene Ontology annotation, molecular function: RNA polymerase I general transcription initiation factor activity; rDNA binding. The record is from RefSeq and is a predicted model, not a curated record. The transcript has a single exon. Gene Ontology annotation, biological process: transcription initiation at RNA polymerase I promoter; nucleolar large rRNA transcription by RNA polymerase I.
AUGGACUCUGACGAGGAGUACGCCGUUGAUGAGCAAAGUGUCGCCGAACAUGAAUCCGAUUUUGCAUAUACAGAGUUGGAUGAAGUCCAGGGAGUUUACUCGACCGUGAACCAGAGUGAUAGGGAGAGCUCAUACCUUCCAAGCGAUCAAUCCAUCGAUCUCAGGACAAGACAAGCCUUAUCUCAAGAUGAGCGAGAGGGCAGUCGGUCGCCUUUGAAGCGGCCGGCCAAACAAGCUCGGGUACAUCGGCCGUUCAAACGGCAAAAGGGUAUAUUGAAUACCGAGUAUAUCGACCUUCUCAAUCGAGACAUCGAUGACGCCGCCCACCGGGUGUGUUUGGAUGAAACCGUGGACUUGCCCGGUUCUCAGCUCGGGCUCACCACUUGGUCAGCUGUAGAGAAGCAACAAUUUUUUGAAUCUUUAUCACGUCUGGGAAGGUACGACUUACCUGGAAUCGCAGCCAGAAUCGGUACCAAGAGUGAAAUCGAGGUCAAGCAGUACAUCCAUUUGUUGCACACAACCCAAGAACGCAGGGCGGAUUUCAACCGUCGAUCAUAUCUGGAGUCAGCAGAAUAUCCGGCAGCCGUUGAAAUCAGCCAACAAUGCUGCCAUGCCCAGGAGGAGGUCGCAGAUGCGAUUUCUGUGCGCCAAGAACGGAGCGAGCAGCAACGAGAGGCGAAAAAAUGGGGAGGGAACUGGGAUAUUACGCCUUCCAUUGCGCGAAGAUUAACUCGUCGCGGCGAGGAGGGAGUUUCGACAUCCGAGUCGACGUUGAGAUUCGCUCAGCUGUUUCACUUGUCCAAUUGGCUAAAGCUGUCAGAACGGGUAUUUAUGAAUUCCUCGAUUCCUGGAAGCAACUGGAACAACAUCGACGAUAGACACCCGUCAAUGUGGGCAACCGCUCUCGACGACUUUCACUCACUCGCUGUAUCCGUCACUCGGCGGCUCGUUCAAUCAACUUUGUUCAUUAGCAUGUCUAGAAUCCGAGCGAAGAAAGAGCUCAUCCCUACCACCCGGGAGAUUGUGCGGGCAAAAGAUGUUGAAGCUGCGGUGGCCUCGCUCGGCAUGAUGCACAACUCGAACAAUUUGUGGAUUAAAGCCGCAAGAAGAUUGCGGUUGGAUGUGUAUGAAGAACCGCCAGAUAGAGACGACGAGGAUAUCGAAGAGGAGCCCAUGGAUUAUGAGGAGGUUGAAGCUGCCCUCUCUGGUGACACCAAUGCAGAUGAAUCCCGUUCCCCCCAGGGGAGAAUUCUCAAAAUAGAAGGUCUCUCCGGUGACGAUCUGGACGAUGACGACGAAGAAGACAAUUACGACACAGGCGUCGAUUCCGAAGGGGGUUUUAAACAGGAAAUAGACGAAGAAGAAGAUGAAAUCACACACGAAGCGAAUGAGAUUCUGUGGUAUUCUGCCCCCGAGUUGAAAGAUAUACAAGCUGCCAAGGAGGCGCUCAAGCUGCGAAUCACCAUGGAGAGGAAGCAAGAAGCGGAAGCUGCGUUACAUGACGAAUAUGCAAGCUACCAAGCAGAGAUGGAAAUGUGGAAUAUUCUGCAGAAACGGCCACCGAUGGAACCGCCCAAAGUGCAGGAUCCAGGGCGCGUGCAUAGAUCAAACGUGGGCGUGGAGGAUGUCUACCCUCUUGGAAGAAAUUGGGCUACCAAGUUGGAGUAUUAUGGAGAAUGGGAGACGUUGGAUACCGAGAAGCAGAAGGAGUAG